AUGCUAUCACUCCGCGACAGUGCCGACUCGGCCUCGGGCGACAACGCCCUCUCCGCCUUCAAAUUCUACUACUACCACCCGUCCCUCCCAGCCGCAAUCAUCUUCAUCAUCCUCUUCGGUCUCGCAACACUCGCACAUGGAGUCCAGAUGGUGAGGGCAAGGACAUGGUUCAUGGUUCCCUUUGUCAUCGGUGGGACCUUCGAGACGAUAGGCUAUAUAGGCCGCGCACUCUCCGCCGGCCAAAACCCGGGCCCCUAUACUCUAGGUCCGUAUAUCAUCCAAUCCCUCGUCAUCCUUGUCGCGCCCGCACUAUUCGCCGCAUCCAUCUACAUGCAACUCGGCCGGGUGGUAUUGCUUAUGCAGGGCGAACACGCUCUCUUCAUUCACCGGACAUGGUUGACGAAGAUUUUCGUCGGAGGCGAUGUUCUGAGUUUCCUUAUGCAGAGUUCUGGUGCCGGACUCAUGGCUUCUGGGAAUGGGGAUAGUAUCAACACGGGCAAGACUAUUGUGGUGGCUGGAUUGCUGACGCAGGUUGUUUUCUUUGGGCUUUUCGUGUUGGCUGCGGCGCUGUUUCAUGUUAGGAUGGAGAAGGUACCUACGAGGAAGAGUCUGGAGGUGCCGUGGUGGAGGAGGCAUAUGCUCGGGCUUUAUCUCGUCAGUAUUCUGAUUUUUGUCAGGAGUACUGUCAGGGUCGUGGAAUAUGUGCAGGGAUUCGAUGGGUUUAUUAUGACGCAUGAGGUGUUUUUGUAUGUAUUUGAUGCGGCGAUGAUGUGGGUGACCGUUGGGGUUAUGAGUUUUGUUCAUCCGGGGGAGGUGGCGAGGGAGCUCAGGCAGGGCAAAGCGGUACGGGUGGGAGUGGGGUUUGAGGAGGUGAAGGAUGGUGUUGAUAUGGGGAGGAUCGGUGCGUGA
Molecule: messenger RNA, 909 nt
Organism: Recurvomyces mirabilis
Lineage: Eukaryota; Fungi; Ascomycota; Dothideomycetes; Mycosphaerellales; Teratosphaeriaceae
Exons: 2
Coding region: 1-909 (302 amino acids)
Cellular component (GO): membrane
Source: RefSeq, a predicted model, not a curated record